Molecule: messenger RNA, 672 nt
Organism: Symbiodinium natans
Lineage: Eukaryota; Dinophyceae; Suessiales; Symbiodiniaceae
Source: the annotation of a GenBank genome assembly
AUGCAGUUCGAUUUGGAGCGCCUGGGGGCUGCCAAAGAGGUCGUCGCCGCCCCUGGCCGCUGCUCGGAAGAUUCGAUCCUGGAGUUCGUGGAGGAGAUAACUGCGGUGGAAAGGCGCUGGCGCUGCUUCUUGCGCUUGCACGUUGCCAUCGACUCACUGAUGCCGAUGACCUACAUAUUCAUGCUGAUCAUGGUGCUACUGCCUGCCCAGGAGGACGUACGAAACUUUGCACAGUUUGUGCUGGUAUGGUCCAUCGGGGCACCUCUGGCGAUGGCAUACCUCUGGCUACAAGUCUUGUCUCUUGCGAGGUUUAACGAGCAGAUCUUUGCGUGGCCCCUAGCAACGCGGGACAACGAUGUUUACAGGGCUCUCUACCAGAACCAGGAGAAGAUGACGUUCUCUGUGUUCGGCUUCACCAUCACCCUACAAAGAAUUCGGGUGACGGUGAUAUCCUUCGUUAUCGGCGUGCUAUGCAAGAGCGUUGUUCAGCUGGUAAUGGACGCGGCAAAAGAGGAGCCAGUAGAGUCUGCGACAGAGCUGAAGGCCCUAAACCCUAACAUAAAAUUUGUGUGUGCCCCCCCUUCUCAUGCCUCAACAUAUAUAUAUAUAUAUGUAUGUAUGCCUCGAAAUUGCGGCAGUCGCCUGUCAUCUUCAAGGCCAGAAUUUUCCUGA